This is a messenger RNA of Silurus meridionalis, 1026 nucleotides long. RefSeq names its product cocaine- and amphetamine-regulated transcript 1 (gene cart1). Gene Ontology annotation, molecular function: neuropeptide hormone activity. The record is from RefSeq and is a predicted model, not a curated record. Gene Ontology annotation, biological process: cellular response to starvation; positive regulation of MAPK cascade; negative regulation of appetite. The transcript is spliced from 3 exons. Lineage: Eukaryota; Metazoa; Chordata; Actinopteri; Siluriformes; Siluridae. Bases 216 to 536 code for a protein of 106 amino acids.
UAUCCUAAACUAAAUUACGCAAAGGACUUAAAAUAGCCCUGGUUUUGUGUUUGCUCCAUUAGGAGGCCUGACCCCUUUCUGUUCUCUUUCAUGAAUUUUUUAUGUAACUGAAUUGAUUGCAAAGGUAUAAAAGUAAGAACUCAGCUUAGAGUUCUCACACACAAGGCUUAUCAGUAUUACCAGACUAAAUCCAGACCUGGUGAUCAUCGAGCAUCAUGAUCAACGAGCGGCUCCUGCUUCUCACCCUUACCUGCUAUGUGUUUGUCUGGAUCGGAAACUGUGAAGAUUUUGUAGAGAUCCGUUCUGUUGAAGAUGACAUCAAGGCCCAGGAGGAAAAAGAGCUGAUCGAAGCUCUUCAAGAGGUCCUUGAAAAACUAAGGAAUAAACAAAGUCCAUCAGCUGAGAAAAGGUUAGGCUGGGUUCCUUCGUGUGAUGCAGGUGAGCAGUGUGCCAUUCGUAAAGGUGCCCGUUUUGGAAAGGUCUGUACCUGUCCUGGUGGAACCUCGUGCAGCUUCUCCAUCCUGAAGUGUUUGUGAGACGAUGUGACUUUUCACCUUCACUCCGACUGUAAAUAAAGGCAUAACGAAAUAAAAUGCAUUUUUUUAAAUAUUACAUUUAAAAUGGUGUUUUUAUGGCAUGUCAAGAGACCUUUCCGAAUGAGUCGACGUAUUGUAUAUCAUUUAUUUAUUUGGCAGACUUUUUUUUAUUUGUGAAGCAGAAAUUAAUUCAGUCACAUAGUGUAGAUGUAAAGGUAAAGGUAAAGGGACUUGUUUUAGUUCUGAGAUUUACACUGACCACCAGUCAGACUGGUCACUUCUGUGCAAAUGACCAUGGGCACCUGGGAAGCCUGCAAACGUUCCAAAGCAUAUUGGUGACAAGGUGGUGUGAUGAAGCUGGGUUACUGUUACAACCCCAAAAGGUUUGAUUAUUUUCCUUUAACAGCAAAAUGUUUUUUCCAAAGCAAUUUGUCAAUAAGUUUUGAAUUAAUCUGCAAGCACUUAAACCUUAGAAGACAAGUGACAAAUA